Rotaria sordida is the source of this 648-nucleotide messenger RNA. Lineage: Eukaryota; Metazoa; Rotifera; Eurotatoria; Philodinida; Philodinidae. The record is from the annotation of a GenBank genome assembly.
AUGUUUGCUAUAUUUCUUCUCUGUUUGGUUGGUUUUACUGUAGCACAACAACCAAAACCAUGUACAACACCACCACAAUGGGAAGCAAAUGUUUUCGAUUCCAAUGAUCAAAGUAGAUUUAGAGUACGUGGACGAUUAAGUUAUGAUGCUAAUAAUCAUCGUGAACGUCUUGUUGAAGAAGUUGAAGUUGGCAGUGAAGAUAAUUUCUAUGAUGUUAUUGCAUUGUUUGAUUUACAAAUGGAAUUUGUUUAUGAUUUCAAAGCUCGUAAUUGCACACGUCGUCCACUUACUCGACCAUGGCGUGAUUUUGGUAUUCGACCAGAUGCUCGCUCAUUCGGUGAAGCUUAUGUUGGCACAUCAGCUGUACCAGGUUUAGGUUUAUUAGUUACUUUAUGGGGUGGAAAUCAUACAACACCAUCCAAUGAUACUGUUCGUACCUUUGGAACAUGGACAUAUCAUGCAUGUCUUCCAGUUAGUGUUAUCAGUCACAGUAGUCAAUAUGGUCGUUCUCAAACAUCAUUUUUUGAUAUUGUUGCUGGUAUUAGUGAUCCAAAUGUAUUUAUUCCACGACCAGAAUGUCUUACAGAAAAGGAAUAUGCUAUGCGACACGUUCUUUUUGGUGCACAAGGAAAAAAGAUGAAGAAAUAG